Molecule: messenger RNA, 5415 nt
Organism: Daphnia magna
Lineage: Eukaryota; Metazoa; Arthropoda; Branchiopoda; Diplostraca; Daphniidae
Gene: Fak
Product: focal adhesion kinase 1-like
Exons: 18
Coding region: 344-4558 (1404 amino acids)
Biological process (GO): signal complex assembly; protein phosphorylation
Cellular component (GO): focal adhesion; cytoskeleton
Molecular function (GO): ATP binding; protein tyrosine kinase activity
Source: RefSeq, a predicted model, not a curated record
CCUACCCUUUUUCUUUCUUUCGUUCUUGUCUUGACGUGUCUGUUGGCCUUUAGGAGAGAAAAAGAAAGAAAGGAAGAGAAUGAAAUUGGAAUGGUGCCGAAUCCCACAUUCAUACAGCGUGAGUUCGGGUAGCGCGCUGUCUCAGUAAAACUUUCAGUUAAUCGGAUGGACUGACAACGACGAGUUCCCUGGCCAAGUAGCAAAGGUACUCGGCGAGGUCGUGAAUGCGAUUUGCGUUGGUGCCUUCUCUCCAGAGAUACUCGGAUAGCCCUCGUGUGUUUGUGUAUGUGGAUUUUUUGUGUGUUACGUACGUUUCGACUUCGGUUCGAUGAUGACGGACUAAAUGACCAUCGAGGUGACCAAAAUGGAACGCGAUUGGUCUUGGAGUGUGGCAUGUUUUGGUCAACAGAAAGACUACAUGGAUCUUCCUCCCCGUACUUGGGGCGAAAAGGAAGCAAAAGGGGAGGAGCCGGAAUUAUGGUCCAGCGGCGGUUAUGAAGCGGCCGUUGACUGCUGGUCAGAGUCAACUAGUGAGUUGUACCAAACUAGUGGGACUCGAUUGGUAGAGCCAACCGGUGUGAAUUUGUCGGAACAGCAACGUUCUUGGGGUCCUCGUCGUAGAAGUAGUAGCGUCAGCAGACAUCAAGUUGCUGAUAUUCUUGCCCCAAAUUGGUCCAAUUCACCCAAUGCGUCGGUCCAAUUCCCACCUUAUUCACCGUCGGCAAGUUCUUUCCAUCGCGAUUCUAGUCCCUCUCCGUCAUUAAGACGGUGGAAACAGUUGAAACAGGCCGGACGCAAUUUACGGAGUUGGCGGCGCCUCUAUAGCAGUAUUGAGGAAUUGCGCACGCUCCCGUCAGCAGCAGUCCCAUUCCAUCAGCGCAGUAUGAGCGUCAGCAUGACCAAAGAGCAGCAACAACUGCAGCAUCAGCAACAACAGCCACAGCAGCAUGGCAACGAAUGGAGUCCGCUCCAGGUGGCCAACAGCACUCGGCUAGGACUAGCACCACAGAUGGCCCGGCCUUUGCUCAUCCAAAGCCACUACGGUGGUGGUGGCCACAACAGCAGUAAUAACAGUAGUCACAGUGAUAUUCGGCCUCCGCUAAAACAGCAAAUGUUGCCACCCGAACUACCGUUAAGGAGGGGCGGAUCCGUCGACCGGGUUCUGCUGCCCACCGACAACUACAAUACAAACACAACAAAAUCGUCAAAUAGCGAAAGCGGGAGCUCUUUUAUUGCUGCCAAUACGGUCGCUUUCAAAGUGUACGGACCCAAUUCCAGCCAAGGGUUUAACAUUGUCAAAUGUCUGGAUUCAUCCACAGUUGAAGAAGCCAUUGCUAUGGUGACGGAACCACUGGCAGCGCGUCCUCGUGCCUAUCAGGCACUUUACGGCUUACGAAUAGUCGAGUCAGCUAACCCUCGGGGCCCUCAUUAUUGGUUGGAUAAUAGUUCCACACUGUCACAGGUGCAAGAGCGUUUCGCGUUGGCGAUGAUUGGCACCGUUGACAGCAAAUGGCGAGUCGAAUUGCGAAUACGGUGCGUGCCUAAAGACUUGCACGACCUCUAUGAAAAAGACAAGUCCACAUUUCUCUUUUAUUACGAUCAGACUCGCUUCGAUUAUUUGAGCCAUGGGUCUCUGACAGUUGAGCCGGAGCUUGCAGUGCAUUUGUGUUGCUUGGAGAUUCGACGAGUUUUCAAGGACUUGUCGCCAUCGGCGUUAGAGAAACGCUCCAGUUUAGAAAAUCUGGAAAAGGAAUUUGGACUACGCAGCCUCUUACCCGAAUGCAUCGUCGCCAAUAUCAAAUCCAAAAACCUGAAAAAGAUGAUCCAACAGCAACUCAAAAAGUGUGUCGCAUUAGCCGAAGCGGCCUGCAUGUUCAAAUUUCUAGAUCUCCUUCGUACCGUCUACCGUUACGAUCGAGAAAAGUUCCAGUGUGAUUUGGGGACCGGUUGGUCCAUUCCAGUUGAGCUCAUUAUCGGUCCAGAUGUUGGCAUAUCCUACACGGCUAGUCAAGCAGGCAGUCAGUUGAUUUUAGUGGCGGAUUUUAGUCACGUGUCCCAGGUGGAAACCCUAAUGUCUGCUGACUGUGAGAGCCACAAUGUACAGCGUAUGGCUGGCGGACUCGGUAAUAACAAAGCCGUCGUGCAUAUCAAAGUUGCCGGCUCCCAGGAGCCAUUGCUCAUAACCUGCACUUCAAUUGAGACGGCCGAAAACAUAGCUGAUCUUGUGGAUCGUUAUUGCCGUUUGGUCAACGGUACCAACCUCUCGUUGUGGAAUAAACGAGCUUCUCAAAUGACUUAUUAUGGAUGUCCAUGCUAUCACGAUCUAGUCAAUCGCUCACGACCAGGAUCAAGGAUAAGCGCGACGAAUUCAAGAAACACGAGCAGAAAUGGUAGCCCGGCACCAAUGGGACCGGCGCAUCGGAGUCGAGUGGCCGGAGAUCCAGGCAAUGAUACGCGCGAUUAUGCAGAAUUGGUCGAUGAUGACGGCGACUAUUCCACUCCUUCUGUGCCUAAUUACGAGCUGUCGCGAAAUUCAAUCGAUCUACAAGAAAUUAUUGGCUACGGUCAUUUCGGUGACGUCCAUCGUGGUUUCUUUCGCAACGGUGGUGGCGAUCCUACUCUUGUAGCUGUCAAAACGUGCAAAGAUCAGACUAUGGCUGACAAAUUUCUCGAAGAAGCUUAUAUUAUGCAGCAAUUUGAUCAUCCGAACAUCAUCCGACUAAUCGGUGUCUGCUCUCAAGCGCCCGUCUGGAUCGUCAUGGAAUUAGCGAAAUACGGUGAAAUGAGGGCUUACCUACAGAAGAAUCAAGCCCGCUUAGAACUGGAUUUGGCUACUUUAGUCUUAUUCGCCUAUCAGCUCAGUACGGCGCUCUCUUACCUUGAAUCGAAAAAAUUCGUCCACAGAGACAUAGCGGCGCGUAAUAUUUUGGUAUCUGCCGACGACUGUGUCAAGUUAGCUGAUUUCGGGUUAAGCCGUUGGGUGGAAGAAUCGAGCUAUUAUAAGGCUUCGAAAGGAGUACUGCCAAUCAAAUGGAUGGCUCCGGAGUCGAUCAACUUCCGCCGUUUCACAACGGCCAGUGAUGUGUGGAUGUUUGGUGUCUGCAUGUGGGAGAUCUUCAUGCUCGGAAUAAAACCAUUCCAGGGGAUCAAAAAUAGUGACGUCAUUGGACGAAUAGAGAAUGGCGAACGCCUCCCUCUGCCUCUUAUCUGCCCACCUAAUCUCUACAGUUUGAUGCUUCAGUGUUGGUCUUACGAGCCUUCCAAACGCCCAUGCUUCCGUGAAAUUAAGGAGACGCUCAAUGAAAUUCUCAUGGAAGAACGACGAGAACGAGACGAGACAAUGUGGCGAGAGAACCGACGAGUGCAUGCUGUUUCAUGGGGUUCCAACGGUUCCGGAGGCAAUGGAGAAGACCUUCCUCCACCUAAGCCUUCCCGAGUACCAGCCACGUACGUUGGCGCUGCCCCAAAUGCUGGAAAAUUCGUGCCUCCUGGUGUCAACGACCAGCUUCUGCCAGGACCGACGACGUACCUUGUGGCGCCUAAUAGCGAAGUGUUGGCCCAGUUGAUGCGCGACAACGAGACCCGCGCGGAUGCCGGGCAGUACAUGGCUCCUGCCUCAGCCUUCAAUACGUUCACGGUAGAGUUUAGCCAUACAAGUUCAUCCCCCUCCAAUCCCGCCUCCCCACACCAUAAAUCCAAGGCAAACUGUCGCAAGAAUCAACAGCAGCAGCCCGUUUACGCCAACGUCAUGACAUCCGACUCGACGGCAGCAGCCAUUGGUGGCUCAACUCCAUUGAAUGAAUCGAAUGAACCACUAAGCGACCACCUGGAACAGGAAAGGCGGAUGCUGGAGUGGAAGUUGCGUCAACAGCAGCGGCAAUCAGAAGAAGAUAGUCGAUGGUUGGCCGAAGAAGAAAGUCACCUGAGAAAGAGAUUGUCUGUUGCAGCUAGCUUGUCCGAUCGAUCGGACACGGAUUCAAUGGAUGGGGCAAGUGCUUGCCAAAAAGAUAGGUCAACGCCUAUUCAGGGCAAUCAAGUGGACGAGCGGUCUGUGGUGGUGAAGAAAUUGGAACCUACUCCGACGGCCCGUCUUGACCGAACAUAUGACAAAGUGUAUGAUGCCACGACUUACGUGGUUCGAGCUGUUAUGUCACUCUCAGAUGGAGUUAAACAAGCAAAGAUCGACAACUAUGUUGACCUUGUGAAAAAGGUCGGUUUGGAGUUGCGGACGCUUCUAACAAGUGUUGAUCAGCUAGUACCGCACUUCCCUCCCAGCACACAUCGAGAGGUUGAAAUGGCGCACAAGGUGCUUAGCAAAGACAUGGCCGAAUUGGUUAGUGCCCUCAAAUUAGCGGAAAGGUACAGCAACACAACCUUGGAUAACGAGUACCGCAAGGGAAUGCUGUCUGCUGGCCACAUAUUGGCUAUGGACGCAAAAAAUCUAUUGGAUGUGGUGGAUCAUGUGCGUAUUAAACAUCCCCACGUCAAUGUUUUCUUCAGUGGUCCCAAUCGGUCGCAAGAAUCUUCUGGUGUUUCAGCUGCGGCUAAAACUUCCUAGCAAACUAGCUCAUCGCGAGAGCAAAAUUCGCCCUCCGUGUUUCAAAAAAAAAAAAAAAAAAAAAAGAUUUAUAUUUAUUUUCCUUUUUUUUUUUUUUUAUUAUUAUAUUGCUUCUUACGACGAUUAGUAUUCGUCUGCUGUGUCGCGUAUACCGAAAUUCCAAAUUGAUAGCAUAUAAAACAAAUGACUCGGUUUGCGCGAUGUUUUGCGGAUCGCUUCAACUCCGAUUAUAUGUAAGAGUCCAUGGCUACACACACACGCGAUGUUUUGUUGUAUAGUAGAUUCGUGUUGCUCCAUUCUUCGAGAGACCCCCACUAGUCUUGACUUUUGUUUCCUUCUUGAAUGAAAAACUUGGUUCCGACGCAAAAAUCCUACUACUUCUACUACUAAGUAUUCAGCACCAAUGUUGAAUGAAGCACACAGUAAGUUUACAAGAUACAAUGAUCAUAGUAUUAAUGUCAUUUUCGAUCGAUUGUAUUCAGUGUGUUUUCCUGAUUCGCCGAAGAUUCUGCUCUUCUCAAUUCUUUCUCUGAUGUCGUUUCUUUCGUUUGCUGUCUCCGGCGCCCUCCUAUGCCACUAUGACAUUUCUAAGUACACCAGGUCAAGUGAAACACCAAAUGCAGUACCCAUCGCUAGCAAUGUAGCCCUAAAAAAGUUACGGACACCAUCCAAAGGCAAAUUAUUGUACACCAAUGAUAUCCGGUUUAGGAGGAAAAAAAUAAGUUCACGAAUGAUGAAAACAGCAAGCUGUAAUGUGUUAACAUUAACUACGUGGUCACGUUAAUUUUGCAAUUGUGUGUAUCAUGUUGUCUUUCACCGUUUCGCUACGCAUUGAUUUAAUACAUGACUUCCUGAGA